GCCCCCCACCCGAGCUUCCCUUCGCUCUCCGAGGGGACCUGUGAAUAGCCCCUACCCCCAGACUAACUUUGUGCAGAAUGUCAUCAGAUGAGGAGAAAAGUACAAGCCCAUUUUUACCCAAAGACUCUGUUCGGGGCAGUUCUGUUUCUUCAGAUCUUCAGGAGGAAUAUGAAGAGCUGCUUCGUUAUGCAAUAGUGACUCCGAAGAUUGAACAGUGUGUCCCAAAUUUUUCAGGACCUGUUACAGAACGCAGAGAAGGUGACAGAUUCUCAAGUGUAAUAGAUGAUGCCAUUCGCCAUAAGAUUCCAGUCUUAAUAUCAGUGAAGGAGCCUUCCAAAGCCAAUAUGGAAGGACUUCACCCUGUUCUUUCAGAGGAGACUUCUUCACCAGGAUCCACACAUGGUCCAAGAGAAAUUGGUGGAACCAUAGCAACUGAGUUAACUUUACCAGAUGAAAAAGUAACUCAAAUAGAAAAGAUACUUGAUCUCUGGAGUGGAACUCUUAAGACAAACAUUCUGACUGAAUUGAGAAAAUGGAGGCUUAGUUUAAUUGAACAACAUAAACUUCAGAUGCAAGAAGAAAAAGAGAAACAUGCUGCAUAUGUGAGACAAUUGAGCAAUGAGAUAGAAAACCUGAAGGAGUUGCUACAUACUUAUGAAGUCUCUAUUGGCAGAAAAGAUGAGGUGAUUACAAACUUAACCCAAGCAUUGGAGAGGCAAAAGGAGAGAAUAGAGGUGAUGAGAAAGUUUACACUCUGGAGGAUCCAGCAUGUUAAUGCCAAACAAGAGGAGUAUGAAAAUAGAAUAGCAGACAGACAAUUCCGGACAACUUUGAUGAAGAAAGUAUGGGCAGCAUGGCGCUCUGUCAGUGAAGAAAAAUGGAAAGACAAAGUAGCAAAAGCUUGUCGGUUAAGGGCAGAAGAUGUCUGUGUUCAACUUACCAAUGAUUAUGAAGCCAAAAUUGCAGAGCUAACUGAUGCUUUGGAACAGACAAAAGCUGAGAUUCUGCGACUGCACAGUGAAAGGGAGCAGUAUGAAGACACUAUGAAGAAAGCCUUUAUGCGUGGUGUAUGUGCUUUGAAUCUGGAAGCAAUGACCAUGUUUCAGGGCAAGGACAGUAGGACAGAUACUGAUGUAGGAAGUAGAAGAAAUGAUAAUGGUGCAGUUUCUGGAGGGAGGUUACCUGCUUCACAAUAUAAUCCCCCCUCACCACCACCAGCAACUGCUCUUCAUCUAGAAGACAUGUUUUCUACCCACCUGGGUCAUGCAAGCACUUCUCAGACCAGGUUAGAUUGUGAUUCUUCAGUAAUUGGUGCUAGUACAGCUGCAGGAUCUGGUGUGGCAUCCAUUCAAAAACUGCCCGUGGCAAAAGUAAUAACAUCUGCUCAACAGAAAGCAGGAAGAACGAUCACUGCUCGAAUCACAGGCCGAGCUGAUACAGGACAAAAAGCCAGAAUUUGUAGUAGUUUAGCAGUGAUGGGAGUUGUUCCACCCAUGAGUUCAGUCAUUGUUGAAAAACAUCAUCCAGUCACUCAGCAAACUAUAUCUCAAGCCACCGCUGCUAAGUAUCCUCGAACUGUGCUCCAUUCUUCUGGCUCUACCAGUGUGAGAUCCUCUGGACAAGCUGGGAGAAUGCUUCAGGGCCAGACUCACACCAGUGUGCAGUCAAUAAAAGUUGUUGACUGAGUGAAUGUCCUUCUCACCAGUGGGGGUUUUUAUCAAGGUACAAUUCAACCUUCUCCCAGUCUUUUUGGAUUUGAUGUAGCAAGGCCUAAAGUGUAUGUAUCAUGUUUUUACCCUUUUCUAAAAAAAUUUUUUUAAGUAAAAAAGUAGACAUCUGGAGAGGAAAAAAAAAGAACUUGAA
This is a messenger RNA of Calypte anna (Anna's hummingbird), 1863 nucleotides long. RefSeq names its product POC5 centriolar protein (gene POC5). The transcript is spliced from 12 exons. Bases 78 to 1685 code for a protein of 535 amino acids. The record is from RefSeq and is a predicted model, not a curated record. NCBI's taxonomy places the organism in Eukaryota, Metazoa, Chordata, Aves, Apodiformes, Trochilidae. Gene Ontology annotation, cellular component: centrosome.